CCCCGCCGCAGUGCACUGUGGGUGUCUGGCGGAACUAUGGYGGCGGUGUAGGCAAGGCUGCGCAGGGCGGAGAAGGCCGCAGUGAGUGAAGAUGACGACAGCAGCAAGGCCAACAUUUGAGCCUGCAAGAGGAGGAAGAGGAAAAGGUGAAGGAGACUUAAGCCAGCUGUCYAAACAAUAUUCCAGCAGGGAUCUUCCGUCUCAUACUAAAAUCAAAUACAGACAGACCACUCAGGAUGCUCCUGAAGAGGUGCGUAACCGUGAUUUCAGAAGGGAGCUGGAGGAGAGAGAGCGGGUUGCUGCAAGAGAAAAGAAUAGAGACAGACCAACCAGAGAACAUACAACAUCAUCUUCUGUGUCUAAGAAGCCUCGGCUAGAYCAGAUUCCUGCAGCAAAUCUUGAUGCAGAUGAUCCUCUUACUGAUGAAGAUGAUGAAGAUGAGGACUUGGAAGACAGUGAUGAUGAUGACACUGCAGCUCUUCUGGCUGAGCUGGAAAAAAUCAAGAAAGAGCGAGCUGAAGAACAGGCUCGGAAGGARCAAGAGCAAAAGGCUGAAGAAGAAAGAAUUCGGAUGGAGAACAUCCUGAGUGGUAACCCACUGCUGAACCUUACGGGGCCAGCACAGCCUCAGGCAAACUUCAAAGUGAAGAGGAGGUGGGAUGAUGAUGUUGUCUUCAAGAACUGUGCCAAGGGGAUAGAUGAAACAAAAAAGGACAAGAGAUUCGUCAAUGAUACUCUGCGAUCAGAAUUUCACAAAAAGUUCAUGGAAAAAUACAUCAAGUAGUACAGUUUUAUGUGCGGUAGUGCAGAAGGACUUGGUAGGUCAUGGCCAUUCCCUCCCUUUCCCUCAGAAUUUCAGGCUGAAUGUUUCAUCAUGGAUUCCCAAAUGUUCUUCCAAGAUCAUCAGCAGCUUCAUAAUUAAUAACUGCUGUGUAUCUGGGGUUUUAUUCCUGCAUUUUGUUUUCUUUACAGUUUUCAUUAAAUCAGUUUGUGUCAUGUUUUUUUUCUUUUCUUCAUGAGUGCUUAAUUUUACUGUCCACUUUGUAAAUGGUAGAAGAGAGAAGCUGGUUUGCAAUAAAUACUGCUGAUUGUUUAGAUUGCUUUCCAAAAUGCCCUCUAUCURUAGUGAUGGUGGUUUGUAACUUAUGCAACUUAGAUGAAUGUCAGUAUUAAUCAGAGAUGGGGAAGAGUUGAAUGARAUAUGCAGUGUGAGCUGAAAAGAGCUAUACUUUCUGUAGCAAACGGGACUUUCUCUUAAAAGCUAAUCAGAAAGUUAGUUAAUCUUUGUUUUUAGUUCCUUUUUACCGUCAUACAGGAUACAGUUUUGGGGUGGCUCCACAUUCUAAGCAACUUACCUACUUUCUGGGCUCUCUUGGCUCAGCACACCUGGCACGAUGAGAUGUAAUGCCUGGGGGAGCCUUGAGUGGGAAAUGCUCCAUGGAACCGUGGGUUUUUUUCCCUCCUUAAACCACUGCAGUGCUAAAUCCCUCUGUCACAAGCCAGUGGCCACAGGGUUCAGUGUCUGUGUGUGUCCUUCAAUGGUAAUAACAGCACCGUCAGAAACUUGCAAGUGUUUGUGUCAAGUGAUACCAAGGUACCAUAGUACACUCUGUUUACUCCUCUGAUKUUCAUGUUAGCACUUAGGACAAUGUAAAACAAGAAUGACUGCAAAAAAAUCAAAAAUGUGAAGAGUUCAUUUUUUUCUGUUCUCCUGUCAUCUCAGUUGCAUUCGAAAUCUUGGCCAAGGGAUGCACUGGAUAAGAGCAUAACAUUUCAAAAUGGAGUACUUAUCUCUCUGUCUAGGAUGUGUCAGUAGCAGUAGCAGAAAUCAGAUGUGUUUGUGUAAAAUUCUUGCCCUUUUCCUUGCCUGUGUUGUGCUCAGUUGAGUUUGUUCUSACAGAUACUGUUUCUUACUCGUAGUAUUAUUUUCAAGUUCUUAAUUUGGAAACUUAACCUGAUUUUCUUUUUAAGAGAGUAAAUGUAGAGCACAGUGUUUCRGAUUUUUGUUAGGCAUGACUGGUAUCCUGUAAAAGCCUUCCUUAGCUUUAGCUGUAUUUGCCAUCCUUUCACUAAGCUAUGCAUAGUGUGCUAAUGCCAGCAGCUAAUACCCACAUUUACUUGGAAACGAAAUUUUUAGCAUGCUUAGGGUCAUGUGAGCUACCAGAGGAAUAUGUGUUUGUAUUAUUUCUGCUGCCUGCCUCAUGACAGAGAUGUUUCUUGGGAAGCAGAUAAAUGGAUGUAGCUUGUAAUUGUCUUAAAAUAAAGCUAAUCUUGGUAUAUAGGCAGCAUGUUUAAAAGGGGAGGAAAAAAGAAGUUAAGGGAUGUACCUGUUAGGGCCUGACAGUGGAGAAGCCAGCUGCUGCUUUAGGUCUGACCUAGCAGCAUUGUUGUCAUGGCAACAAAAAAUACAUUGGUCUCCCAGUAUUCCAAGAUCUGUGUUGAGAUAAGCAACCACAGAGUUUUAUUGGAUGGGGAAGAAAUAGUUGCAAUGCCACUUUCAUGCCCUCAUGGAAAAUCACAAGUGCAUAGUGACCAUCAUUUCUGUUCCUGAAGUAAUGUAACUUUUAUGGAAAAAAUAAUACUUUAGAGAAGUCAGAURGCUGGGGUUGAAUGAGGUCUUCCACAGGCCUGCAGGCAGCUGUUUUCCCCACCUGCAGGAAGAUCCCUGUCUUAAAUUUAGGCAUAAUGGAUAGAUGUGAUAGGUCAUUUUUCCCAGUCGCUCCCUCCCUCGCAGGUUCUGGARUAAAGACUGUAGGGACUGUAUAGUCACAGGCUGCAGCUUCAUUUGAGUUUUUUUUUGUUGGCAUUGUUCUUCAGCUCCAUCACAGAAUUUGCAGAUUCUAUCUCUGACUUCCCUCCUCAAAGCUUUUGUAUUUUAGCCUCCUGGARUGUAAGCUGACCCACAAUCUGGGGACUCAGCAACACAAGAUAAUAAUUAAGGAAUCUUGAGUCCUACCUUUUGGUGGGUUUUGCAUCAAUAAUUACUGAAUUUUCUUUGCUAAUACUAGAAAAUCUGAAGUGCUCUGAUUUUUUUGUCAGGGAAGUGCUUUCAGUAUGGAUGCUGUAUUGAUGUUUAAUUUUCUACUGUGCUUCUUGCACCCAUCUGGGAAAGGAUAAGCAUAUCAUUCAUUUUUGUAAAACUGCAGCGUGACUGUGAUGAAAGUUAACUUUUAGCAUUUCAAGGAAGGCAAUAUUUUGCAGGUCCUAGCAAUCAGGAUUGUUUAAUCCUGUAUUAUUGUAAGCAACACCUGAAACUUGCUGCARUUGGUGGAUAUAGACAAAGCCACUUGCUUUAUAAACAGUUUCCCCAUUGUUUAUGGCCACCUUUGGAGCAGCAUUGCAAUUGAAAACUAGAGGCUAACAGUUAAACUUCUAAGGUUUUUUAMAAAUCGUUGUCUUUUAAAAUUUUCCUUGGAGUAUGUUUUAUAAUUCUGAAGGGUUUCAUAGUAUGAGGAAAAAAACCCUAAUGAUAGUCCUGCAGCUGGAAAUGAUUGUGCUGUGUGAGUAUAGAGGGUUCUGAAAUGUUUGGCAUCUGUCUUCCUCGAGUAGGUAGCUGAAUAUUACAGGCUUUCUAUUGCAACCAGCAAAAUUACCAUCUGUGCUUUUCAGGAUUUCACAUUGUUAYAGGUACCAUGUAGGCAUUCUGUAAAUGCCUGGAAAGAGUUCCAUUUUAAAAAUACCCAACCAAAACUAUUUUGUGAGUUCCAAUUUCUCUGUUCACUUGUAUUUUGUUUGAAAUAAAAUCCUGGGGCAGGGGUGAU
Molecule: messenger RNA, 3761 nt
Organism: Malurus melanocephalus (red-backed fairy wren)
Lineage: Eukaryota; Metazoa; Chordata; Aves; Passeriformes; Maluridae
Gene: CWC15
Product: CWC15 spliceosome associated protein homolog
Exons: 7
Coding region: 92-784 (230 amino acids)
Biological process (GO): mRNA cis splicing, via spliceosome
Cellular component (GO): catalytic step 2 spliceosome
Molecular function (GO): RNA binding
Source: RefSeq, a predicted model, not a curated record